Molecule: messenger RNA, 1765 nt
Organism: Teleopsis dalmanni
Lineage: Eukaryota; Metazoa; Arthropoda; Insecta; Diptera; Diopsidae
Exons: 8
Coding region: 305-1525 (406 amino acids)
Biological process (GO): positive regulation of DNA-templated transcription
Cellular component (GO): nuclear body
Source: RefSeq, a predicted model, not a curated record
UACUACCUUUUCUUGUGCAUACAACACAACUGCACAACACCCUAACACACUUUAUUCUUACGCGCAUUUCGUGGUUACAUUCGUAAACAAACAGCGAACUGUCAAAUUAUCACGUACUACAUUUCUUCUACAACGAAAAGAGGAAAAAUGUAAAAGACAUUAAGCGAAAUGAAUUAUAAUAGAAUACAUAAAAAGAAAUUAGAAAAAUAUUAAAUUAGAAGUUCUCUAGAAAGUCGAUUAAAAAAUAUUGUCUCCACUCAAUUAUAAAGUGUAAAUAAACAAAAAAUUCGAGAUAAAAACAAAAAUGGUACUCCGUUCAGGCUGCAUUAUUCCCUUUCAGUUCCGCGACAAUAAAAAACUUUUGAUGAUCGGUGUACCUGAGGAAAAUCGAAAUUUAAGCAUUUGGGAUUUAAAAAAUGUUGUGCGAGCGGCAUUCGGGGUUUAUAAUUUCGAGUUCCGCAAUAAGAAGAUUGGAUUCAUCAUACCAGACGAACUGUUGCUCAACUACUUGGCGCAGCGUCAUGACCUGACCAAUUUCGUUAUAGAAGUAGGACAGGUUAAAGAUAAAUCGAUGAGGAAUAAGAAUGCAAGUUUCGACUCUCGAUGCUCUCAAAAGUUAAACAUUCAAUUAUCUCAAAAAUCCGACGAUAGUGUAGCAAAUGAGUAUACCGACGAAUAUGUCAUAGUUAAUGAAGCUUUGAGUUCUCCAAGGCAAGGAAACAAUUUAAAUGAGCCACCGAACAAAAUACGUAUAUCUCAAGCAUAUACAGCACGUUUGUCAGAGUCCCCCAUACGGUCAAUGGAUCAAUCAAUCGAUAUUAUGGAUAAAGUUGAGGAUUCAGUCUGUUUUGAGAAUGAAAUGGAUUUUAAAGUGAAGGAAGAAAUACCAAGCACAAAUUACUCUGAGCAAAACUUGUCAUUAACAAACCAAACCAUACAUAAUCAGCAUAAAAUGCAGCAAAUUUUAGCCAUUAAAAAAAACCCACAUUAUUCGCAAGAUGAUUCCACAAAUGAGCAAUUAAGGUCUACACAUUCUCCAGUUACUGGUGUUAUAACUGCUAGGCGCUUUAAAAUGUUUAAACAAUUCGGUAAAGUCAACAAUAAAAGCACCCACCACAUACGAAGCCCAAUAACCCAACCCAGUAACAUUCACAACAACCCAACGAUAACCAACAGUGAAUGUUUUAGAAAGAAGCGUCACUCCCGUUGGAACACAGAAGAGGAGCAAGUCCUGUUAGAGUUGUGGGAGAAAAAAUUGCCACAACUACGUGGACAGAAAAGGAAUGGUCAUGUGUAUGUGGAAAUAGCGGAUGUGAUGUGCCAAAAUAAUUUUGAUUUUAAUGCGGCGGAGAUACGACACAAAAUUAGAAAUUUGAUGAACAGAUAUAAAAAAGAAAAAAAAAUGGGGAUACCAUCUGAUUGGCCAUAUUUUGAGAAAGUAAAAAUGUUACUGGAAAGCUACAAGAGCCUCGAUAUAGAGACGGUAGUUGAAGAAAGCGUAGUUUACUCAUCAUCUUCGGAGUAGUGUGCGGCACUUUCUUUAGAGCACCACAUAGUGUUUCAUUUACACUUACAGCCGAGAUGGUUUUUCAAACCAUGGAGCACCUGGUUAAAAAUUUAACUACAAAAUUGUUAGAAAGUUUUAAAGACAACAUCUAAGGCACAUCUAAUUCCCAAGUGUGGGUCUAUAAGCUCGUUAACCACAGUUUAAACUAAAAAGUUGUAUUAUAUCAAAGUGAUAAAAAAAUGAUAAAAUAAGUAUUAA